AUGCAGAUCACCGUCGUUCCAGCUUCUCCCAGGACGGGCCAGGCCGCCAUCCGCACGCUCCUCGCCGACGCUUCCAACCCCACCAUCAAGGGUUAUUACCGCGAUCUCGCCAAAGUCCCCGCCGAAUUCAAGUCCAACCCCCGUUUCGAGGCCGUGCAGGGCGACGUCGACGACGGAGCGACCCUGGACUUUUCCGGCUCCGACGCCGUCUUCCAUAUCACCCCGCCUCUUUACGAGAACACCGACGUCGUCGAGCGUGCCCGCCUCGUGUCGGAGAAUGUCAAGGCGGCGAUCAAGAAGGCCUCCGUUAAACGCCUGGUCCUCGUGUCGAGCAUGGGUGCGCAGUAUGGCCACGGAACUGGUGAGAUCCUGAGCAACCACGAGGCCGAAGUCGUCCUCCAAAAUGCUGCGCCCGAAGUUGUCUUUGUCCGCUGCGGUUUCUUCAUGGAGAAUUGGGGCAUGGGCCUUGAGACGCUGGCCGAAGGCUUUCUCUACACCACGCUCACCCCCAUCGACCACCCCCUGCCCAUGAUCGCCGUCAAAGACAUCGGCACCAUCUGCGCGGCCGAAGUCCUCGCCACCGGCACCCCGCUCCCCGCCAACCCGCACAUCUUCGAGUUGCACGGCCCGCGGCCCUACACGGCGUCGGAAGUGCACAAGCUCUUUGAGGAGGCCACGGGCAAGAGCAUCGAGCUGCGGCCCGUGCCGAAGGAGGGGCUGGACGCUUUCUAUGCGGCUGUCUUUCCGCCACUGGUGGCGGGCUAUUAUGCCGAGAUGAAUAAGAGUUAUUUGCCGGGCGGGAUUUUGGAUGUGAAUCCGGAGCCGACGGAGGGUAAGACGAGGUAUGGGACGACUGAGUUGAGGGAGGUGGUGGAGAAGUUGGUUGCUGGGGCUUGA
Chaetomium globosum CBS 148.51 is the source of this 897-nucleotide messenger RNA. RefSeq lists its product as uncharacterized. Lineage: Eukaryota; Fungi; Ascomycota; Sordariomycetes; Sordariales; Chaetomiaceae. Bases 1 to 897 code for a protein of 298 amino acids. The record is from RefSeq and is a predicted model, not a curated record. The transcript has 3 exons.